Messenger RNA from Scleropages formosus (Asian bonytongue), 10623 nucleotides. It is a transcript of the gene dmxl2, whose product is annotated as Dmx-like 2. Gene Ontology annotation, cellular component: RAVE complex. The record is from RefSeq and is a predicted model, not a curated record. Gene Ontology annotation, biological process: vacuolar acidification. The transcript is spliced from 45 exons. Lineage: Eukaryota; Metazoa; Chordata; Actinopteri; Osteoglossiformes; Osteoglossidae. Gene Ontology annotation, molecular function: protein binding. The coding region runs from base 624 to 9932 and encodes 3102 amino acids.
AAUGAUCAAUGAACUCGUGCGUCGUCAUCGCCGUGGCGCGCGCUCCACCAGCUUGGAUGUGUGCGUGCACCUAGAUAUAUGCGUACUAGAUCGGGCACAAGAUACGUGACAAUGUCGGUAGCCUUUGUGACCCGCUCACUUUGACACGAAUGUACAUAAACGUGGAUAUGUUACGAAGUAUCGCACUCCUGGAGCGCCACUGUAAGAAAACUAUAUAACAUUAAUAAUCUGGCCCGCAUUCGCUCGACGGCCGUGUUGCUCUAGAAGCCCUAUAUCUAUGCCCGAGGCAGAAGAGCGCUGCCUGGGAAUGCCGUGUACGCGCAUGCUAACGCCGCUGCGGAACGGAGACCCAUCCGUUCGCCGAAGGGUCUAAUCCGCGUUGGUGUCCGUACAGCGGCGAGGCGCGGAAGCGGCACACACCGCGUCCGCAGCGCUCCACAGAUUCAGCCGAGUCCGAGUGAAGACGCGAGGGGGACUGUCCGUGUUCGGCGAGCGGGCCGGAGAGCGUGCGAUGGGAUUCCUCCCGAGAGCUUAUGCUUACCUCGAUGGAGAGAAGAGCGGAGCGGCGCGGUGAAUAAUUAAACCUCCAUCUUCUGCGAGAGAAGGGACGGAACGGGAAGAAGAUGCAUCUCCACCAGGUGCUAACGGGAGCGGUGAACCCCGGGGACAGCUGCUACUCGGUGGGCAGCGUCAAUGACACCCCGUUCACGGCCUACGGCUCCGGCUGUGAUAUCGUCAUCCUGGCCAGCGACUUUGAGUGUGUGCAGAUCAUCCCCGGAGCUCAGCAUGGGAACAUUCAAGUGGGCUGCGUGGAGUGCUCACACCAGCUGGGGCGAAUUGCCGCAUCUUAUGGAAACACAGUGUGUAUUUUCGAGCCACUUGCUACCAACCCUAACAAAAGGCAUAGUCAGCUGAAUUAUCAGUGGCAAAAGAUGGGACAGUUUUUCCUCAAUGCCAUGACCUACAACUUAGCCUGGGAUCCGCAAGGUAACCGGAUCCUAGCAGCGACAGAACGCCUACAGCUGUGGGCGCCCCCAUCCAUUGACACCCUGGUGGAGGAGGAAGAUGGUCAGACCACAGAGGAGAAAACGCAUCCCGCCCUGAACGACUGGAAGUGUGUGUGGCAGUGCAAGACUGCAGUGUCUGUUCACAUAAUGAAGUGGUCACCAGACGGCGAGUACUUUGCCACAGCAGGGAAGGAUGACUGUCUGUUGAAAGUGUGGUAUCCGACCACGGGCUGGAAGUCUGCGGUGGUGAUCCCAGACCUGCAGGAGAAAAAGGCCCCAGCCGUGCAUUUUUCCUUCGUCUACCUGGCACAUCCCCGUGCUGUCACAGGCUUUUCCUGGAGGAAGACGAGCAAGUACAUGCCCAAGGGGUCCGUCUGCAAUGUGCUGCUCACCUCAUGUCAAGAUGGGAUUUGUCGCCUCUGGUCGGAAACAUUGCUGCCAGAGGACAGCCUCCUGGGGGGGCAAAUCUCGGAAAACAGCACCAGUUUCUCCAGCAGCCUGCCCAACCUCGGAGGCCAGAAAGACAAGAUCCAGCACGCUCUAGAGUCGAUUCACCACCUGAAACACCUGCGCCGUGGUAGAAGGAGAUCCUCCGCCCUGGUGGCCCACACAGAGCUGUUGCCCAGCCAGCUGGGGUCACAUGAAGUUCACCGACACAUCUCGCACCAUGCCAACGCGCUCUGCCACUUCCACAUCUCUGCGAGCAUCAAUCCCCACACUGACAUUCCAUCGAAUUUGGCUGGCUCAGCGUUCUCAGCCGAUGAAACCAGCGGAGGCUUUGUGGUCCAUUGGCUGAACAACAAAGACCUGAGUUUUACCAGCUCCAUGGACUUCUUCAUGCAGCAUCUCAGGAAGCUGUCAGAGCAGCAACUGGAACAGGCUACCGAAGAGCUCGAUCAGGAGGCCCAGCCAGUCAAGUUCGAUUUGGAUCUUGAUGAGAUGUCUGACAAAGGCUCUUCUGAGCACGAGGAGGGAGAGCAGGAGGGAAGCACUAAGGCCUCAUCGCCUGGAUCAAGCAGCAGUGUUCCAUUACCCACAGUGCUCCUAGAUAGGAAGAUGGAGGCGCUCACUUUGGAGUGGAAUAAGAGCCCUGACAUGCUUUUCACAAUCCACCCUGUCGAUGGCUCCUUCCUGGUGUGGCAUGUGAAGUAUCUAGACGAAUACAUUCCAGGGAUUUUCAGACAGGUCCAGGUGUCAUUUUCAUCUCGCAUUCCUGUGGCUUUUCCAACUGGGGAUGCCAACUCCCUGAGCAAGAACAUCAUGAUGUAUGCGUGCACGUUCACUGAGCCCGAGAGCAACUCUGCACUGGAGCAAAAGAGGAAAGCCAAGCGCAUACCGCAGAGCGCCUCCGUUUCGGCCGAGCUUGGGUCUACCGCAGCCUACUCGGUGGCGCCCAUCAUCGGUCCAGCCGUCAUGAUGGUGUCCAAGCACGUUGACGGUUCGCUCAACCAGUGGGUAGUGACCUUUGCCGAACGCUCAGCCUUUUCCUCGGUGCUAACCGUGACACACAAGUUCCGCUACUGCGGCCACCGCUUCCACCUGAACGACCUGGCCUGCCACACGGUGCUGCCACUGCUGCUGACCUCCUCGCACCACAAUGCCCUGCGCACACCACAGACAGACAGCACUUGGGACUCCGAGAAGGAGAAGAAUGUCUUGCAGGCUGCCGGGCCUCUCAAGGGCUUCCCCCGAAGGCAGCUGAGAAAUGCAGCCACACGCACCUUCCAUGACCCCAACGCCAUCUACAGUGAGCUGAUCCUGUGGCGCGUGGACCACAUUGGGCCGCUGUCUUGCACGGGAGGGGUGUCCGAGUUGGCUCGCAUUAACUCGCUGCACACCUCUGCCUUCUCCAAUGUGGCGUGGCUGCCCACUCUCAUUCCCAGCUCAGUCCUCGGUACAUACUGCAAUUCUGCAAGCGCUUGCUUCGUGGCUUCUGAUGGAACAAACCUGCGGCUGUACCAAGCUGUGGUAGACGCAAGGAAACUUCUGGAUGAGCUUUCAGAUCCUGAGACCUCUAGGUUGGUUGGCGAAGUGUUCAACAUUGUGAGCCAGCAGUCCACCGCCAGGCCUGGGUGUAUCAUUGAGCUUGAUGCCAUUACAAACCAGUGUGGCUCCAACACGCAGCUGCUCCACGUGUUCCAGGAGGACUUCAUCCUGGGAUACAGGCCCCAUGAUGACCCCAGUGCUUUCCCUCCUUCUAGCCUUCCCUCCUCUGAAGGAAUUGGAUGUCAUCCACCCCCUUUUUCAGAGAAGUUCUUCUUGGUGGUUAUCGAGAAAGAUGCCAACCGGGACUCCGUUCUACAAAUGUGGCACCUGCAUCUGAAGUCCGUGCAGGCGUGUGUAGAGAGCACCGGACCAGCACAGAUGUUCCAGAACCAGCUGAUGGUCCCACACCAGCUGGGCAAUGCUGAAUCGUCCCCGGAGACGUCUCCCGGGCAGAGCCCCCUGCCCCGCUCCACCUCCACGGCCAACCUGCAGUCCGCCAGCAAGCUCAUCCUCAGCUCCAAGCUGGUGUACAGCCAGCACCUGGAUCUCCCCAGCGGGGUCGAGGUCAUCCGCGCCACACCCUCAGCAGGGCAUCUUAGUUCUUCAUCCAUUUACCCAGUAUGCCUGGCUCCGUAUCUGAUCGUAACAACCUGCUCAGACAGUAGAGUGAGGUUCUGGCGCUGCUCUGUGGAGGCAGACCUGGGUGCUGAGAAUCCUGAGGAGGGCCGCACAUACCGCUGGGAGCCUUGGGCACACCUCAACGAGGAGGAGGAUAAUGACAGUGCCGUGUGCGUGCUCGGUCGACCGGUUGCUGUCAGCUGCUCCUACACAGGCCGCCUGGCCGUGUCCUUCAAGCAGCCCGUGCAGAGUAACGGUUGUGUCACCAAGGAGUUCUCCAUGCACGUGUCCAUCUACGAGUGCGAGUCCACGGGCGGCUCCGAGUGGGUGUUGGAGCAGACCAUCCACCUGGACGACUUCACCAAAGUAGGCAACGUGCUGGGCCCCAAAGUCAGCGUGGACAGCAACUUGUUCGUGUACAGCAAGGCUGACCUGUACUUGAAUAGAGAGAGCCGUCAGAGCCCCAACAUCAAGCACUUUGUCCAUCUGGACUGGCUGUCCAAGGAGGAUGGCUCCCACAUCCUGACUGUUGGCGUGGGCUCCAACAUUCUCAUGUACGGCCGCAUCUCUGGCAUCGUCAAUGAGCAGACCAGCAGCAAGGAUGGCAUGGCAGUCAUCACACUACCUCUUGGGGGGAGCAUCAAGCAAGGUAUCAAGUCCAGGUGGGUGCUGCUGCGCUCGGUGGACCUGGUGUCCUCUGUGGAUGGCACGCCCUCAUUGCCUGUGUCCUUGUCUUGGGUACGAGACGGGAUCCUCGUGGUGGGCAUGGACUGUGAAAUGCAUGUCUAUUCUCAGUGGAGGCAAGACAAGAAGCCUGGUGAAGAGGGAGACAGUCUUUCAUCCAGCGACGAAAUUUUCACGGGACCCGAGUCCCGCAGCAGGUCGAAAAGCGUUGUAGAGGGAAGCGCUGGCAUGGAUGAUGCUCUUCGGACACCUGCUGUCAUCCAGGAUGGCAGCCUCUUUGAGGCCGCCCACUCUUUGUCCCCCACGCUGCCGCAGUACCACCCAACUCAGCUCUUGGAACUGAUGGACCUAGGGAAGGUACGCAGGGCUAAGGCCAUCCUGUCCCACCUGGUGAAGUGCAUCGCUGGAGAAGUGGCGGUAGUAAGGGACGUGGAGGCUGGCGAGGGCGGGGCUAGACGUCAUCUAUCUCGGACUAUUAGCGUCAGUGGCAGCACAGCAAAGGAUACCAUCCUUGCUGGCCGGGAAGGGGGGCGCGACUACACUGAGAUCAACUCGAUUCCACCACUUCCUCUGUACGCCCUCCUCUCGGCUGACCUGGACACCUCCUACAAGAGUGGUGAGGAGACGAGUAAAGGACCUAAGGGCCCAGACGGGGAGGCACAGAAGUCUUCAGAGGACCAGUACGCGGAUCUGUUCCAGGUGCAGCCAGUAACCACUGAUGACUUUGUGAGCUUUGCAGCAGAAAAGAGAGAGAAGAAGUCUAGAGUGAUCAACCUGUCGCAGUAUGGCCCUACCUACUUUGGCCCCGAGCACGCCCAGGUGCUGUCCAGCCACCUGAUGCAUUCGAGCCUACCAGGCCUUACUCGUCUGGAGCAGAUGUUCUUAGUAGCGCUGGCAGACACCGUGGCCACCACCAGCGCUGAGGUCAGCAGCACCUCCGACAAACAGUACACUGGUGGUGAGGCAUUGGACGAGUGUGGCCUACGGUACCUGCUGGCCAUGCGUCUUCACACCUGUUUGCUGACCUCCCUGCCCCCGCUCUACAGGAUGCAGCUGCUGCACCAGGGGCUAUCCACGUGCCACUUCGCUUGGGCCUUCCACUCGGAGGCAGAGGAGGAGCUGCUGAAUAUGAUUCCGGCCAUGCAGAGGGGUGACCCGCAGUGGUCUGAACUUCGGGCCGUAGGCGUGGGCUGGUGGAUACGGAACAUCAACACCCUUCGCAGGAUGGUGGAGAAGGUUGGAAAAGCUGCCUUUCAGAGGAAUAAUGAUCCCUUGGAUGCCGCUCUUUUCUACCUCGCUAUGAAGAAGAAAGCUGUUCUGUGGGGGCUGUUCAGGUCCCAGCAUGAUGAAAAGAUGACCCAGUUCUUCAGCCAUAACUUCACAGAGGAUCGAUGGCGGAAAGCGGCCCUUAAGAACGCCUUCUCCCUACUGGGGAAGCAGCGCUUUGAGCAGUCCGCAGCUUUUUUCCUUCUCGCAGGCUCCCUUAAAGACGCUAUUGAGGUAUGCUUGGAGAAGAUGGAGGACAUUCAGCUGGCCAUGGUGGUGGCCAGGCUGUAUGAGUCAGAUUACGAGAGCUCCUCCACCUGCAAAGGCAUCCUCUACGAGAAAGUUCUCGGCUGCCAGAGGGACGGCUCCGGCUUCUCCUGCACCAAACUCCACCCAGAUCCCUUCCUGCGCAGUAUUGCCUUCUGGAUAAUGAAGGACUACACUAGAGCCCUAGACACUCUACUAGAGCAGAUACCAAAGGAAGAUGAUGAAAAUUUAGAAGUGAUGGUGAAGUCCUGCAAUCCUGUGGUCUUCAGCUUCUACAACUACCUGCGCACACACCCGCUUUUAAUCCGUCGACACUUCACCUCUCCAGAAGGCACCUUGGCCACCCUAGGACUCGCCUCUGAAAAGAGCACUGCCGAUGAAAUCAACCUCAUUGAACGGAAGCUCUUUUUCACCACAGCUAAUGCUCAUUUCAAGGUGGGAUGUCCAGUUCUGGCUCUUGAAGUCCUCUCAAAACUUCCAAAGGUCACCAAGAAGGCUGGGGCCUCCUUGAGUAAAGGUUCUUCCAUGGUCACUGUGGGAUCCUCCCAGCAACAGAAUGGCAGCAGAGCCAGCAACCUGGACUGGUCGACUCCUGCUCAAGCCACAUCGGGCCUGGCCUGGGAGAGUGGUGGUGACAUAUCUGCAGGACUGGACUGGAGCCAGCCAUCAGCUGCGCUGGAAGAUGACGGUUUGCAGCUCGACUGGGGGGAUGACAAGGAUGAAGAUGAGGAGGAGGAGGAGGAUGAUGAUGGUGGCUUGACAAUGAAGUCUGAAACUGAUGAGAAAAAAGAGAAGCAGAAAGAGCAAACGGGCCAGAAAAUGUCCAGCCUUCAGAGAGAAGACUCGGCUGGAGACUCUGAGGUGGACGUGAUUGCGGAGCAGCUGAAGUUCCGUGCCUGCCUGAAGAUCCUGAUGACAGAACUGCGUACUCUGGCUACUGGGUACGAGGUGGACGGUGGGAAGCUGCGCUUCCAGCUCUAUAACUGGCUGGAGAAGGAGAUUGGCGCCAUGCACAAGAUUUGCAACUACAAGGUUGGGGGAAAGGAGGUGACCGGCGAGCUAGACAAAUGGAAGGAGGACGAGGGCUCGGGCGAGCUGGACGAAGCUCUGGAUAGAACAGAUGCAGGGGCGUACGAGCGCCACCAGCUGGAGAGACGUCGGUUGCAAGCCAAACAGCAGCAUGCAGAGAGGCGCAAGGCCUGGCUACGCAAGAACCAGGCACUGCUGCGGGUCUUCCUCAGCUACUGCAGCCUACAUGGAGCUAAGGGAGGAGGUGUUACCUCUGUCAGGAUGGAGCUCAUAUUCCUGUUGCAGGAAUCCCAACAGGAAACCACGGUGAAGCAGCUGCAGUCCCCUCUGCCUCUGCCCACCACGCUGCCACUGCUGUCCGCCAGCAUUGCCCCCACCAAAACCGUCAUUGCCAACCCUGUCCUGCACCUCAGCAACCACAUCCAUGACAUUUUGUACACCAUCUUGCAGAUGGAGGCUCCACCGCAUCCCGAAAUUCCCGACGAUCGUGUAAGAGUUAACGCACUGCAUACCCUGGCAGCUUCCCUGUCGGCAUGCAUCUACCAGGCCCUGUGUGACAGCCACAGUUACAGCAGCCAAUCGGAAGCAAACCAAUUCACCGGGAUGGUGUACCAAGGCCUGUUGCUGAGCGAGAGACGGAGACUACGUACUGAGAGCAUCGAGGAACACGCCACGCCCACCUCCCCUCCUGCACAGUGGCCAGGCGUGUCCUCCCUCAUCAACCUGCUAUCAUCAGCGCAGGGUGAGGACCAGCCCAAGCUGAACGUGAUGCUGUGCGAGGCAGUGGUGGCUGUUUGCUUCAGCCUCCUCAUCCACGGCCUGGGAACGCUUUCUGCCAACGAGCUCUUCCGCCUGGCUGCCCACCCAUUGAACAACCGCAUGUGGGCUGCUGUGUUCGGGGGAGGGGCUAAGAUCAUCAUCAAGCCAAAGAGGCCUCCAGAGAUAGCCCCAGAUGUCUUUGAAGGCGUUGAAAAAGGAGAGACACAAGGCACUGGGAAUGAGCAGAGUUCACAAGGCCUCAGUGAGGUCACACCCGCUCGGGCCACGCCGCCCACUGACACUGAUGUUACAGUGGGAGUCGCAUCAUUGUCUAGUCUGCCCCCACCCCCAACUGAGGAUGUGGAUAAGCACCGGCGCAGGUUCAACAUGCGGAUGCUAGUCCCAGGUCGGCCUGUGAAAGAGACCCCUGCCACACCCCCACCGGUGCCAGCCGAGCGGCCCACCUACCGGGAGAAGUUCAUACCCCCUGAGCUCAGCAUGUGGGACUAUUUUGUGGCAAAACCCUUCCUGCCCCCCUCGGACAGUGGCGCCCUCUACGAUUCCGACGAAAGUGUGGCCAGCGAUGAUGAGGAUGAUGAGGAUGCUUUCUUGUCCAACACUCAAAUGACGGAGCACUCUGAUCCCAACUCGUACAGUUGGGCACUCAUCCGCUUAGUCAUGGUCAAGUUGAUUCUGCACAGUGUCAAGAGCUUCCUGCCUAUAACAGGGCUGGAUUUCACAGAUUUGCCGGUCAGCUCUCCUCUAGUAAACGCUGUCUUGAAGACCAUGGAGAAUUGGGAGCAGCUGCUCUUUGAGCGGAUGAACAAAUUCGAUGGGCCCCCACCCAACUACAUCAAUACCUACCCCACGGACCUGAGCGCAGGCGGUGGUCCGGCCAUACUGAGGCACAAGGCCAUGCUUGAGCCCGAGAACACCCCGUUCAAGACCAAGCAUCACCAGUCCUUUCCUGUGAGACGUCUGUGGCACUUCCUGGUCAAACAGGAGAUUCUCCAGGAGACUCUGAUUCGCUACAUCUUCACCAAGAAGAGGAAGCAGAGUGAGUUUUUAGAAGACCAUGUGGACCAACUCACACAAAACUGCGUAGCAGGAGGUCACAAACCCGCCAAGGUGGAGGCAGAUCUGGGCUAUCCAGGAGGCAAAGCUAAAAUCAUUCACAAGGAGUCGGAUAUUAUCAUGGCAUUUGCCAUCAAUAAGGCCAACACAAACGAAGUCGUGCUGGCCUCCACACAUGACGUGCAGGAGGUGGACGUGUCCACUCUUCUAGCCGCACAGCCCUACACCUGGAUUGGGGAGGAGUUUGACAAGGAGUCCCGCAGCUCCGAUGACCUGGACUAUCGCUCCUCACACACCAACAUUGCUCAGGCCAGUGCGCCUCCAUUCGCCCCUCCGCAGGUGCCAGCCUCCUCCUCGAUGCCAUGGCUGGGCAGCGGGCAGACCAGCACCGGGGCUAGCGUGAUUAUGAAAAGGAACUUGAACAAUGUGAAGAGAAUGACAUCCCAUCCCAUUUACCAAUACUACAUGACAGGCGCCCAGGAUGGCAGCGUGCGCAUGUUCGAGUGGAGUCGACCUCAGCAGCUGCUGUGCUUCCGACAGGCGGGCAAUGCCAGGGUGACACGCCUCUACUUCAACUCGCAGGGAAACAAGUGUGGGGUUGCAGAUGGUGAAGGGUUUCUAAGCCUUUGGCAAGUGAACCAAACAUCAUCAAAUCCCAAACCGUAUUUGAGCUGGCAGUGUCACUCCAAGACCUGCGGUGACUUUGCCUUCAUAACAUCCUCCAGUCUCAUCGCCACUGCGGGCCAGUCCAACGACAACAGAAAUGUGUGCUUGUGGGACACCCUUGUUUCACCAAGUAACACCAUGGUCCACGCCUUCCACUGUCACGAGAACGGGGCCACGGUGCUGCAGUACGCUCCCAAGCAGCAGCUCAUCAUCACUGGGGGCCGCAAGGGAUUUGUCUGCAUCUUCGACAUCCGCCAGAGGCAACUGCUGCACACGUUUCAGGCCCAUGACUCUGCAAUCAAGGCACUGUCCCUGGACUCCACCGAGGACUUCUUCGUCACGGGGUCUGCCGAAGGGAACAUGAAGGUUUGGAAGUUAACGGGUCACGGGCUGCUGCAUUCCUUCAGCACCGAGCACGCCAAGCAGUCCAUCUUCCGUAACAUUGGCGCCGGCGUCAUGCAGAUCGAGACCUGCCCAGGCAACCGCAUCUUCACCUGCGGGGCAGACGGCACUCUGAAAAUGAGGGUCCUGCCUGACCGCUACAACAUACCGGCUAGUAUAUUUGAUAUCUUGUAAAUUGUAAAAGUUUGCAGUUAAAGGAUGGGUGGGAAAAGUUUUCUGCAGUAAAUGGUAACGUUUCUUUUCCCGUGGACUGUAAUAAAGUGAAGCUUACAGUAAAUAUUUUUCUUGAAACCCAGAAGCAGAGGCUAGGUAUUAUUCUUCUAUUUUAAAGACAAAUUGCUGCAGUUAAAAAAAAAAAAAAAAAAAAAAAGGCUGAAUUUGUUCCAGAAUCUCUUAUAGAGUGUAUUAAUAGGAAAGCUAUGCAUGUACUGUAACUGUAAAAGCGGUGCAAUCACAGGUUAUUGAUAGUGCUCUGUAAAAGUACUCAAAGCAAAAAUUUUCAAGUGUGUAUCUGUAAUCAUUUUGUGCCCACAGCUUAAACUCUUAGCAUCUGUUACCAGCACUGUGGUUCUAUACUCAAGUCUGUGGUUUCCAGUGUGAAUCAAGUUGUUGGAUCUGCAUUUUAUUUAUUUAUUUAUUUGAUUGUUUGUUUUGCUGCUCAGACUGCAGAAUAAGCAACGCAGGGCCCUCGAUCCCACUUUAACCCGAGUAAUUGAAAAGGGGAGAGCACCGUUGUGUUCACAUGCUACUGCUGCUGCUGUCAUGAAAUGCCAUUUUUUUUGUGGCAGCUCAGAACUAUUACAUCAUAUACUGUAAAUGUCAUCUGCCAUUGGUUUGGAACAUACAUUUUAAAUCACUAAAUUAU